AUGAAGUUAGUAAAUUUUUUGAAGAAGUUACGUAAUGAACAAGUAACGAUAGAGUUAAAGAACGGCACUACUGUAUGGGGUACAUUACAAUCCGUCUCACCACAAAUGAAUGCCACUCUGACUGAUGUUAGAUUAUCAGUACCAUCUAGUGCUAAUAAAUCACAAGCUGCUAUGUCUAGUGUGUAUCUAUCCGGAGCUACAACAGAGAGGUCGAAGGAUGGAGUAUCUGCAUCAUUACAAUAUAUUAAUGUCCGUGGUAAUACUAUCCGACAAAUUAUCUUACCAGACUCUUUAAAUUUGGAUUCAUUAUUAGUAGAUGAUGCACAAUUGAGUCGUCUAAGGAAGAGUGGACAAGUGGCAGACUCGAGUGCUCGUAAGAGAACUAGAAACUCUGACUCACACACAGCCAAAAGAGCAAGAAGGGGUGUAUGA
Molecule: messenger RNA, 432 nt
Organism: Maudiozyma saulgeensis
Lineage: Eukaryota; Fungi; Ascomycota; Saccharomycetes; Saccharomycetales; Saccharomycetaceae
Source: the annotation of a GenBank genome assembly